UCAAUAAAAAUAUAUUUGUAUACUAUAUGUAUAUAUACCAUACCAUAUAAACUUCCAAGAUUUGCUUGGAGAAAAAAUAGAGUCUGUUUUCUAGUGCACAAUUAUAUAUGGCUGCUGAAGAAGUACUGCUCCUUAAGCUCUUUGAUACUUAUUGGUUUGAACAAGGAAUAUUAUUUACCAACACACAUAAAUUCUCAUAUGAUAUACAAGACAAGAAAGCAUUUCAAGAAAACCCUCAUGAAAUUCAAGGAUCAUCAAAGUUCUUUGGAAGAUCACAAAGUGAUUACCUAUGUGGUUCGGACUCUUUAAAAAUAUUGCCAGAUGCAUGUGAAACCCUUCAAAAGCAGCACAGUUUUGGAGGAUCAGAUACGAGUUUUAGUCAACUUGGGAAUUCUCCAACUUCUGUGAUUAUCACACAUAACAGAGUUGCAGUAAAGGCUAAAAAGGGAGUUAAGGGAAUUAUUCGAAUUCGGAGAAGCUCAUCAGAGCUUGAACUUGAGGAAUUAAAGGGGUUUAUGGAUUUGGGAUUUGAGUUUAGUGAAGAAGAUAAAAAUUCAAGCUUGGUAACAAUUGUUCCUGGAUUGCAGAAAUGGGGGAACAGGGCAGUUGUUGAUGAAAAGAGGGAUAAUAUUGUUCAUAAAAGGCCUUAUCUUUCUGAAUCAUGGGAAAUUCUUGAAAAGAGAAAGAUGAGUAGGAAAUUGUUGAAAUGGAGAUUUCCAUCUAUGAACGAUGAUAUGAACAUGAAAGAUAAUCUUAGAUUUUGGGCUCAAACUGUUGCAUCAACUUUCAGAUGAAAAAUACAAACAAUAUUUGUGCUUCUUUCUUUCUAUUUGUUUGUAGUUUGCUUCACAUUUUGUGGUCUAAUUUGGCUUGUUGCAACUGUAAAUAUAGCUUGAUUCUUUCAUCCAAUUUUCUUCUCCAAAGAUUCUAUAGACUACUCAUGACUUGUAUAAUUG
Molecule: messenger RNA, 956 nt
Organism: Solanum dulcamara
Lineage: Eukaryota; Viridiplantae; Streptophyta; Magnoliopsida; Solanales; Solanaceae
Exons: 1
Coding region: 108-794 (228 amino acids)
Source: RefSeq, a predicted model, not a curated record